CGUUUGACAGUACGAGUUCGUCAGCAGGCGACGUCGGUUCGCAUAUUAAUUUAUCUGUGUCGUGUGUGUAAAAAGAAAGCAUUAAAAGAGACGUAAAGUGCGACUAAACACAUAGUUUAUUUCGUCAGGGUGUUAGCGUGAAAUUGCGCAAAUAUUUACGAUAAUAUUAUCGUCAUUUACAACACCCAAAAAACUUGUCACAAUGAAGUUGUACGCUGCAGCAACAGUUGCGCUGUUUCUGUUGGCCGCAAUCCAAACAACGCCAACAGCUGCCGAGGAACAGGAGACACAGACAGAGAGCGCUGAUGAGGCGAUCAGCGAGCCGCCCAUCAAAUUGGUCCAUGUGCUGAAUCCUGGAGAGCGAGAAUAUCUCUCGCCCAAUUUGAUUGGCGUGCAGAACAUAGCGAUGUCCUUUCUGCCCCUCUCGAUGAAUUUUGUGAACAUCAUCGAUGCCUUUCGCGAAAUUGUGAAUGGUGUGCGCUACGAAAUACUGUUGAAUGCGGUGGACACAAAGGCCAACGAUGCGGACACGAUCUGCCGCCUGGUGAUACUGGAGAAGCCCUGGCUGACCACCCAGUGGGGCGACAAGCACCGGGAGCUGGUGAACACCAAUUGCAGCGAUGUGGCCGACAAUGCCCUGACCGAUCCCGAUGAGCGGGCCAAGGCGCUCAACGAGAAAUAUGUCUCCCGCGAGAGGCGUGGCUUGAACGAUGUGCCCCUGGGCGGCAGCAAGCCCUUUGACGAGAAGCAGGCCGAGGAGCAGCUCCAGCAGACUCUUGACAAGCUAACCGCUGGCGACGGACCGCACUACAAGAUUGUCAAAGUCUAUACGGCGUCGCGUCAGCUUGUCUCUGGCACUCUGACUCGCAUCGAUGCGGAUCUGAUUGACGGCAACGAUGAGCAGCGUCGCUGCAUCGUUGAGAUCUGGGCACAGCCGUGGCUGGAGCAGGGUCAUAAGAUAACGUUCAAGUGCCACAACCAGCCGGCGGUGCAUGCGCGGCACAGCCGCUCCGUGGAAUGGGCCGAGAAGAAGACGCACAAGAAGCACAAUCACCACUCCCUCAACAAGAUCGACCAUCUGUUCCACGUGUUCCAGAUCAAAUACAAGCGCCGCUACGCCAACAGCAUGGAGCACCAGAUGCGUCUGCGCAUCUUCCGCCAGAAUCUGAGAACCAUCCAGGAGCUGAACGACAAUGAGCAGGGCAGUGCCAAGUACGGCAUCACGGAGUUCGCCGACAUGACCAGCACGGAGUACACACAGCGCGCGGGCCUGUGGCAGCGCAGCGCGAAUAAGCCAACGGGCGGCAAGCCUGCCGUGGUGCCUCCGUAUAAGGGUGAACUGCCCAAGGAAUUUGACUGGAGGGAAAAGAAUGCCGUGACUCAAGUGAAGAACCAAGGCUCGUGCGGCUCCUGCUGGGCGUUCAGUGUGACCGGCAACAUCGAGGGCUUGUAUGCCAUUCAAACGGGUGAGCUGCGGGAGUUCUCCGAGCAGGAGCUGCUCGACUGUGACUCCACAGACAGCGCCUGCAAUGGCGGCCUAAUGGACAACGCCUACAAAGCCAUCAAGGACAUUGGCGGGCUGGAGUACGAGUCCGAGUAUCCCUAUCUGGCCAAGAAGAAGCAGUGCCACUUCAACAAGACGCUAUCCCACGUCCAAGUCGCUGACUUUGUCGAUCUGCCCAAGGGCAACGAGACAGCCAUGCAGGAGUGGCUCCUGGCCAAUGGACCCAUAUCAAUUGGCCUCAAUGCCAAUGCCAUGCAGUUCUAUCGUGGCGGCGUCUCUCAUCCCUGGGGCCCGCUCUGCAGCAAAAAGAAUCUCGAUCACGGCGUUUUGAUUGUGGGCUACGGCGUCUCCGACUAUCCCAACUUCCACAAGACGCUGCCCUAUUGGAUCGUUAAGAACUCGUGGGGCCCUCGCUGGGGCGAGCAGGGCUACUAUCGCGUCUACCGUGGCGACAACACCUGCGGCGUCAGCGAGAUGGCCACCUCGGCGGUGCUGGCCUAAGCUUGCCCAGCUCUAUACCACUCUAUGCUAAUAUAUACAUAUAAAUAUA
Messenger RNA from Drosophila navojoa, 2054 nucleotides. RefSeq names its product Cathepsin F (gene CtsF). Gene Ontology annotation, biological process: proteolysis. The record is from RefSeq and is a predicted model, not a curated record. Gene Ontology annotation, molecular function: cysteine-type endopeptidase inhibitor activity; cysteine-type peptidase activity. NCBI's taxonomy places the organism in Eukaryota, Metazoa, Arthropoda, Insecta, Diptera, Drosophilidae.